Pseudomyrmex gracilis is the source of this 1689-nucleotide messenger RNA. RefSeq names its product leucine-rich repeats and immunoglobulin-like domains protein 3. The record is from RefSeq and is a predicted model, not a curated record. The transcript is spliced from 2 exons. Gene Ontology annotation, cellular component: plasma membrane. Gene Ontology annotation, molecular function: protein binding. Bases 204 to 1619 code for a protein of 471 amino acids. Lineage: Eukaryota; Metazoa; Arthropoda; Insecta; Hymenoptera; Formicidae.
AUAACUUGGCAAUCAAAAAAACGCAUAUUGUUUCCGAUACGUUUUUAUCUUAAAUCAGAGGAUAUAACGUAUCUGUUUCGACUAUUUUCAACCCGCGCUCAAACCAGUAUUUAAAGUGCUUGCGUGUAGAACACCAGCAAAACCUCAAGACAAAAUCAUUCAGUAAACCUAACUGUGAAUAUUUAAACAAAUAAUCUGCAAUUAUGAAAUCAAUAAAAAUCAACAAUAUUGCCAUAAUUGGUAGGAUCGCUGCUUUUCUUUGUUUCUUUACAUUAUUAAAAGCCAAUGAUGUCUCCCCGUAUCUUUGGAGAAGUUAUAUGAACAAUUCCUUCUCAGAUGUAUGCGAGAACAACAUUAUCUUUUUAAACUUUGCACAUACAACCAUCAAUAGAAUCGAUGAUGAUUUUAUCAGCAGCCCAUUUAUUACUUGUCUAAAUCUUACGGAUAAUCAUAUUACAUACCUCGCAGACAAUGCCUUUAGAAAACUUCCUAACUUAACUACUCUGUUUCUUUCUAAUAAUAAAAUCAUAUCCGAUUUUCACUUAAGUGGCCACGAAAAUUUAAAAGUUCUUAUUAUGAAUAACUAUAGAUCUUACGAGAAUUAUUAUCAAUCAUUUGAACAACGAAUUGUCGGACAAUAUCAAAACUUAGAAAUUUUAUCUCUUUCUGAAAACUACAUAAAAGAUUUAGUAUAUUCUCCGUAUCAAAGUGAUACAAUCUAUGAUUCAUCUAAUCACAGUUAUGAUUUAUCUUCGCAAAAUUUAAUGCCGCAAAAGGUAAAUAUUCCAUUUCCAAAAUUGAGAAUUUUAGACCUUUCUAGAAAUAGAAUACAAACAUCCAAGUUUGUAAAUCUGUUACCUAGAAAUGGUCUAAGUUUUCUCGAUCUUCAUGAAAACUCGCUUCAAUCUUUAAGCUUGUCUGAAAAAGGAGAGAAUGUGUAUACAUUGAUCUUAGAUAAUAAUGAGAUAAAGUAUGUAAAGCGGCAAUACAGCAAUGGAGUCAAUCUCUUUAGCAUGAAAUCUUUAAGAAAUCUUUCCAUUUCCAGUAAUCGCAUUAUCAGUAUUGGGUCAGAUGCUUUCAAAGAUACAAACAAGUUAGAAUUUUUGAAUCUGUCUGGAAAUGCUAUAGAAACUUUGCAUAAAUACACAUUUGCAAACUUGAAGUACUUACAAACAGUUGAUCUUAGUUUCAAUCUAAUCAAAAAUAUACCUCAAUUUGCAAAUGAACUAAACAUUAGUACUUUGUUUUUACACCACAACAAAAUAAAUACAAUACGUCCAAGCGUUUUCAUUCAGUUUCCGAAGUUAAAGAAAUUGUUUCUUGAAGAAAAUGAUAUAGAAUGGAUUGACACUAAAGCGUUUGCUCAGCUUUCUAUGCUGGAGGAAUUAAAUUUGUCGAACAAUAAAUUGAGUUCUUUGCCAGAAAGAUGGUCUGAAUCUUUGAUAUCUUUGAAAUACUUGAAUUUGUGCGAAAAUAAUUUUACUUCGCUAGAAUCAUUGUCUUUAUCAAGUACAAUAUCAUUAAGAGAACUGUAUCUCAUGAAGAAUCCGUUAAAAUAUUUAAAUAUUAGUUACUUUGAAUAUUUGCCACAAAAUCUUACUGUACAUUUAUUAGAGUAAAAAGUUAAUUUGAUAUAUUAUUUGAAGUAUACAAAAAUAUAAAUUUACUACUUAUUGUUAGUUAAAAAUA